UGAGAUUUGUGCGUAGAGGGGCCAAAAGGCCACUUCCUAACAACCGCCCUAGUCCAUAGAAAUGGUAGAGUCAAUACUGGACUUAAUUGACGCCCCUGCCCCUCGCCCUGUCCCUCUCUAACGGCAUAAAUCAGCGAGACAGAGACAGAGGGAGCCGUUUCUGUUGGUUCUGAGAUUUUUUGGAAUAGGUAAUCUUAGAGAAUGGAGAAGGAGUGGAAAGACGGUGUGGGAGCAAAUGAGGCAGAAAAUAGUUUCUCAUUGGAAAGCAAUGAGAUCGAGCAAAGCAAAGUGGGUAUCAUGAGAGCUCUCGUCGAAGCAGAAGACCCCUCUGCCAAGGAAGAGGAUGAUUUGAUGAUCCGCAGAUUUCUGCGGGCUCGUGAUCAGGAUAUUGAGAGGGCUUCUAACCUAUUCUUGAAGUACCUGAGCUGGAGGCGGACAUUUGUACCUAAUGGCUCCAUAUCGACGUCGGAGAUUACAAAUGAACUAGCCCAUAACAAGUUGUUUAUGCAAGGCAUGGACAAGAAGGGACGCCCAAUAGUGGUUUGCUUUGGUGGCAGGCAUAAGCAGAACAAUCUAGAGGAGUUCAAGCGUAUGUCGAGGCUUUGAAACCAUAUUUCAUAGUUUUCUAUCAUCCAGCAACUGGGAUUUGACACAAACCAUUGCAAAAACUGUGUUUAGCUCAUCUUCUUGCAACCUCCCUGGUGCAAAUAGGACCUGAUGCUUAGUUAAACUGACAUGG
Molecule: messenger RNA, 739 nt
Organism: Corylus avellana
Lineage: Eukaryota; Viridiplantae; Streptophyta; Magnoliopsida; Fagales; Betulaceae
Source: RefSeq, a predicted model, not a curated record